This is a messenger RNA of Penicillium olsonii, 1806 nucleotides long. The record is from the annotation of a GenBank genome assembly. Lineage: Eukaryota; Fungi; Ascomycota; Eurotiomycetes; Eurotiales; Aspergillaceae.
AUGUUACCAACACUCACCUCCCGAGCCGGUCGAGCCCUUGCUUUUUCGGCCUUGGUCACACUGUUUCUGGUCUGGUAUACAGCCAGCGACAAUUACUACAGCGGUACCGCUACCUCUUCGACCUUCCACGCGGGCAAUGGGUACAACAAAAGCCACCCGAUCGAUGCGCUGAUGAACACCGCGGAAACGGACCUCGACGAAAUCCUGAGCACCGAAUCCCACGACAUUGCAACUGCUGCAGAGAGAUAUCGAGCUCGUCGCGGACGACACCCGCCACCCGGAUUCGCAGAAUGGUUUGAGUUCGCCAAAGACAAGAAUGCAUUGGUAAUCGAAGAGUUCUUCGAUCAGAUUUAUCAUGAUCUCACUCCAUACUGGGCUUUGCAACCGAAGGAACUGCGGCGACAGGCGAGAAGCAUUCCUACCCGGGUCGUCAUUCGCAACAACACCGCAAUUUUGAAAACCGACGAACCGAGAAAUUGGAUGGACUCGUGGCACGAUCUCGUCUCGAAGCUGGAAGAUUAUCUCCCUGAUCUCGACAUGCCGAUCAAUGUCAUGGACGAAACUAGAUUAGUCGUUCCUUGGGAAACCGUCAACGAAUACAUCCAGAAAGAGCUAAGGGAUCGCAUCAUGCCGAGUCAGAGCAAUGUUAUCUCGGAGUACAUGUCGUUGAACGAAUGGGACCAAGAGGAUGUGGAGGCAUACGAUCCUGGGUUCACAAUCCCCCCGGAAGGAGGAUAUUGGCAGAUGGCUAAGGUGGGAUGUCCACCGGGCAGCCCUGCGCGCAACAACACUCUUCCAAUGAUCGACUUUGGUACUCCUCCAUGGGAAUUUGACAACUUCGAGCGGAUCUCUUACCACGGAUAUGUGGGCAACUUCACGCUAGCAAAGGAUCCCUGCGUCCGCCCAGAGAUGCAGGUAUUGCACGGAACCUUCCUCGAGCCUGUCUCCGUCUCAACCUCUCAUAAGUUACUCCCGCUGUUUGGCGGUUCCAAACUUCCCAUGAACAACGAGAUCCUUCUUCCCCCGGCAAUGUACUGGGCACAAAAUGAGCACUACUCCGGCGGCGAGAACGAACACGGUGGUGCCUGGGACGCCAAGAUCAACAAGGCUGUAUGGCGUGGCGCUGCUACGGGCGGGCGUGCCCGUGAGCCGAACUGGACUGGUUUCCAAAGACAUCGAUUCAUGUCCAUGAUGAACGCGACAUCUGUCCAACAAGCAGAACAGAACAACAGCCACGGCAUCAACUUCCGACUGCCAAACUAUGCCGAUUACAAACUGAAUGGCGAUGGCUUUGUCACAGAGCUCCUUGAACAACACACUGACACCGGUUUCAACCAUCUGGUUUGUACGCCUUAUAACGAGGCUGACCCGACUUGCCCAUACCUCGAUCCAUACUUUGAAAUCGCAGCCGGCAUGCCGAUGAAGAAGAUGUACAACUACAAGUAUCUGCCCGAUCUUGAUGGCAACUCGUUCAGUGGCCGGUAUCGUGGAUUCAUGCUGUCAACAUCGCUCCCCAUCAAGGCUACCAUCUAUAAUGAGUGGCACGACUCGCGGCUUAUUCCCUGGGUACAUUUCGUUCCCAUGGACACAACCUAUAUCGAUUUCUAUGGUAUCAUGGCAUACUUCCUGGGUGGGCGCGAUGAAGUUGCUCGCAAGAUAGCUCUUGCCGGCAAGGCCUGGGGCGAGAAGGUUCUCCGAAGAGAAGAUAUGGAGAUCUAUACAUACCGCCUUCUUUUGGAAUAUGCUCGCAUUUGCGAUGAUCGAAGAGAAUUCUUGGGAUACACGGGUGACAUUGUCGGCCCAUGA